AUGGCAGCAGCUGGUAAGAAUAGCUGGGGUUGGCUAGAGUUGCCUUGGGGCAAGCAGAGGACUAAUAGACAGGGGAAUGCACCCGUAGCUAGUGGACGCUAUUGCCAUCCUGAAGAGGAAGUGGCUCGACUCUUGAGUAUGACUGGGGUUCCUGAGGAUGAGUUAAACCCUUUCCAUGUGCUUGGGGUUGAAACCACAGCAUCAGAUAUUGAACUGAAGAAGGCCUAUAGGCAGCUGGCGGUGAUGGUUCAUCCCGAUAAAAAUCAACAUCCCCAGGCUGAAGAGGCCUUCAAGGUUUUGCAGGCAGCUUGGGACAUUGUCAGCAAACCUGAAAGGCGGAAGGAAUAUGAGAUGAAAUGGAUGGCAGAAAAUGAGUUGAGCCGGUCUGUGAAUGAGUUUCUGUCCAAGCUGCAAGAUGACCUCAAGGAGGCGAUGAAUACUAUGAUGUGUAGCCGAUGCCAAGGAAAGCACAGGAGGUUUGAAAUGGACCGGGAACCUAAAAGUGCCAGAUAUUGUGCUGAAUGUAAUAGGCUGCACCCUGCUGAAGAAGGAGACUUUUGGGCAGAAUCAAGCAUGUUGGGCCUCAAGAUUACCUACUUUGCACUGAUGGAUGGAAAGGUGUAUGACAUCACAGAGUGGGCUGGAUGCCAGCGUGUCGGAAUCUCCCCAGAUACCCACAGAGUUCCCUAUCACAUCUCAUUUGGUUCUCGGAUCCCAGGCACCAGUGGUCGCCAGAGAGCCACCCCAGAUGCCCCUCCCGCUGACCUUCAGGAUUUCUUGAAUCGGAUCUUUCAAGUACCCCCUGGCCAGAUGUCCAAUGGGAACUUCUUCGCAGCUCCUCAGCCUGGUCCUGGGGCCAUUGCAGCCUCCAAGCCCAACAGCACAGUACCCAAGGGAGAAGCCAAACCCAAGCGGCGGAAGAAAGUGAGGAGGCCCUUCCAACGUUGAAGCCCCUUCUCUUUUUUCCUCAAAUCAAUGUCAGGGAGUCAAAAGGACUGUGUACAGCACAGGAUGGAGUUUGAUUUGAUUAUUUUUAAAUAUUUUAAAAAGGGAAAAUUUUAAGUUUAAAUUGUUCACUCAGUACUCAUAGGAAGCCCCUGAACCAUUCGCCUUCCUCCCCCAGCACCCAGGAACUGAAUCUUGUCUUCUGACAAUACCAAAGAAAUAGGGGGUGGUUAGAGCAAAGAACCUAAGGCUUGGACCUAGGCUGGACAAUGUAUCCCUUUGAGGUAUGGGAACUGGGUAUUUCCCUGGGGUAUGUAUGCCUUUGUCUUGUCAUUUGCUUUUAUAGCAGAUGAUAUUACCCCACCCCUGCUUUUUAAACUGAGUCUAUCUUAUUUCUUGACCCAUUUCAGGGGGAAACCCCCUCCUUUACUCUGAUAUACUAGUUAAGACAGAACAAGAAAGCAUGUAGCCCUAAUUUUGAAGAUGCAUAGAGUUCAAAGAGUGUAAACUGAACUUUUCCUUUGACUUUCACCUUGUGGGAAAAUCACCCAACUUCAGGCUUAUUGCUGCAAGGAUGGCCAAAAUUAAUAAUUUUUAAGAAGCAGACUCAUGCCCUCUGCCUUUGGGUGAGGGAAAAGAAUAAGAGGGUUCCUAGAAGCCCUCUUGUGAUCCAAGGGUUUGUAUUUUUUUUAAGUUUGUUCGUAUCUGUA
Molecule: messenger RNA, 1655 nt
Organism: Sciurus carolinensis (gray squirrel)
Lineage: Eukaryota; Metazoa; Chordata; Mammalia; Rodentia; Sciuridae
Product: dnaJ homolog subfamily C member 14-like
Exons: 1
Coding region: 1-948 (315 amino acids)
Molecular function (GO): dopamine receptor binding
Source: RefSeq, a predicted model, not a curated record